UUACAUUUUUCCCCCUUUCCAAAUAAACUAAAAUGUUGGCGACAGAACCUUAAAAUAUAGUUUGAUUUCACACAUUUACUUUCUCACUUUUUCCUCACAGGAUUUACGCACCCUCCAGAUGGAUGCUGUUUAGACACUCUGAAUGCUUUCUGCUUGCUGUCAUCCCGUUAACCGACUUGGAGUCACACAGACACACACACGCACGCGCGCACCGAAAACUGAGGCGCGAUGCGUUUUGACAUGUCACGCGCGCCCGCAAAAAAAAAAAAAAAAAAAGCGCCCGUGACUCAAACGCGCUUAAUCCAGCGGUACGUUGGAUUGGGCGGGAAUAGUCGGGUGAGGAAACACGGGAUUGGGCGGAUGGAAGAGCCAAACUGCUGCUGUGACUCAGAUGAGGAGAUGAAUCCACAUCACUUCACUCCACUUUACCUCAGCUGAGACAACCGGACGGAGUUUCCGUUCGGCGAUCACGGAAAAAGAGAGGUUUUAUGUCCAUAUUAUUGGAAUUAAUAACAGUUUUGGACAAAUAGAAGAUCAUUUAAGAACAUUGUACUAUUUAACUAUGGCUUUCAUGGUAAAACACGUAGUCGGCGGUCAGCUGAAGAAUCUGACAGGAGGUCUGACAGAAGAGAAAUCUGAAGGGGACAAAUCCGAUGCCGCUGCUAAAGGAAUGACACAAGAAGAGUUUGAAGAGUACCAACAACAGCUAGAGGAGGAAAAGCAGGAGCGAGACGCCAAUUUUGCCCAGAAGAAGGCGGAGAGGGCGACGAUCAGGACUCACUUCAGAGACAAAUACAGGUUGCCAAAGAACGAGUUGGACGAGACUCAGAUCCAGGCGGCGCGAGACGAUGUCGAGCUCCCCACUGAACUGGCCAAGAUGAUCGCCGAAGACAACCAGGAAGAGGAGCAGAAGCAGUCCGUCCUGGGUCAGCUGACCAACAUCCAGAACGUGGACAUGGGUCAUCUGAAGGGCAAAGCUCAGGCCACACUGGAGGACCUGAAGAACUCUGCGGAGAAGUGCUGCGUCAUGUGAUCUCCUCAUCUCUGUGUCUCUCCAAACACACGCUGCCGUGUCCGACGACAAACAUCCGUAUCCAUAUAUCCAGUGUGACGUGUAGCUUUCAUGAUGCUAAUGUAGUUCUAGGAGUUUAAAUGUCAUCAAAUAUAGACCCCCCGCUCUGAGAAUCUCACGCUCAGGUCGCAUUUCACCUCACGGAAAAAAGUAUAUUUUGCAUCAAUCAUGUUCUCAUGAAAAUAAUGUCACAAUGCAAAAAAUAUGCAAGUAUAAUUUCUUGACUUUGGGGUGAAAUACGACCCUGACCUGCUCCGGUCUGAACGCAUUAGCGGCGGGUUUAUCACAGCAAUAGCGUAACGAGAACGACUCGUCUGUAUGAAGGGCUUAUGGGAGCAGGAAUGGAGGUAGAACCCGGAUCAUCCACACAAACACCUUGACCUUUCACCUUGACCCCUGAUGUCAUUGACCUUUCAUUGAGUGGUGCUGUUUUGUGCAGGUGGUUUGGUGUCGUCGUUGUUCCCUCUUAUGGAGAGUCAAAAUAAUGAUGUGAAAUGCUCUGCUGUUGAGGUGAGAGAGUCUGAAUGGAGGAUCUCAUGUUUCGUGUCUUUUGAAUGAAGUCAUGCUGGGAUUGAUUUGGGUUUUGAGUGAAGAAGCAAUAAUCUGCUUCCAUCUCGUGAUGUUUGCGAAUCAACAUAAAGCAAUAUUAGCAUCUCUGACCUACAGGACAGAGCUGAUAAAAAAGGUUGAAUUUUAUUUUACCCAUAAGAUUAUUGUAUAUUUAUUUCUUUAUUAAUGGCAAGAGUGGUGUUUGUUUUACUUAUGCCCUCGAUAGUUGUUUCCGCUGCAUAAGUUACGUAAUUACCAAUGUAAUGCAUUCAUGUAAUUAUUCUGCUGUAAUUUCCAGACCUGCUGAUUUUUGACUGUUGAAAGUGUAAUAAAUAUAUUUGUACAAAGAU
Ctenopharyngodon idella (grass carp) is the source of this 1971-nucleotide messenger RNA. RefSeq names its product complexin 3b (gene cplx3b). Bases 563 to 1033 code for a protein of 156 amino acids. The record is from RefSeq and is a predicted model, not a curated record. The transcript is spliced from 3 exons. Gene Ontology annotation, molecular function: syntaxin binding. Gene Ontology annotation, cellular component: SNARE complex; terminal bouton. Gene Ontology annotation, biological process: regulation of neurotransmitter secretion; neurotransmitter transport; synaptic vesicle exocytosis. NCBI's taxonomy places the organism in Eukaryota, Metazoa, Chordata, Actinopteri, Cypriniformes, Xenocyprididae.